AUGGUGUACUGGGAAAGCAUCAGGACCUCAUGCCAUUUUCUUGGGAUGUUCCUUCAGGUUCAGGCAAGCCCUGCUGAAGAGGAGGAGGAAGCUCAGGAUACCUAUGAACCUCCCCCAAGAGAAGAGCCGACUAAGAAAACGCCUGUAGUCCCACCGCAAGAGUCUGAACAGGGGAUCUACCUGGAUUGUCCAAAUGUGAGGCGCUUUUCUGUGCCGCUCGGCAGUUUGCAUGCGAAGCCCUGCUUGUUGCUCACAAAGGCCGGAGCUGAAGACAGUGGUGAUGAAGGGACAAUCAACAUCAAAGCCAUCGAGGAAGCACUGAAAAAGGGAUUGAUGAAGCCUCCUCAGCCCCCUUCUCUCCCAUCCUCAGCUCGCCGGGUGUCUUUGCCUGCUUCAGUCUUCUCUGGACAUCCAGCAAAAGUGGCCAUAAACAACGAUCUUUUUCUGGCUUCAAAAGAUGACAAGGAAGAACCUGAAGAUCAACCUAUCUAUCUGGAAUGUGAGGCCACCACAGGCUUGGCUCCCUGUAAAGGAUCUACUUCUUCAGCCCUGGAUCCUCUAACCUGCCUCUUGAAACAAGCCAAGUCCAAAAUUUCUUCUUUGGGAUCUCAGCAGGGCUGUCCAGAAGACAACACUGAGGGUAGGCGCCUCAAAACUGAUAACCUUCCAGAGGAUCCUGAUAUGAAAAAUGCUCCAUGGUAUGCAGGCAGUUGUGACCGGCGUACAGCGGAAGCAGCUCUCCUCCAAUUUAACAAGAACAGUGCCUUCAUGGUACGACAGAGUUCCCACCACUCUGCCAGCCAGCCUUUCACCUUGGUGGUUUUUUACAAGAAUCGGGUCUACAAUGUUCCUAUCCACUACCAGGAGAGCAGCUGCCAGUUUGCUCUUGGCAAGGAUCCCAAGAGGCAUGAGCUGUUUGACAGCGUUUCCAGCAUCAUCGAGAAGUACUCAGAGCGCCCCCUGGUGCUGAUCGACGGCAGCACUUCUGCCAAAGAGCAAACUCGACUUUUGUUCCCCGUGACACCGUGAAGAUCGGCGCCUGCCACACAGAGUGGAUCCCCAGUUUCAGCUAGGCGCCCCGAGUGUGGGUUUCGAGGCCCUUCUGGAGCAAGGACAAAACGUUCAGAAUUCAAUCUGGCAACCUGCGUUAUCUCAUUCAUAGCCUGCUUUUCAACAACUUUCCGGAGGCAGAAGAAAGUUGGUUUGCAAAAUUCUAGACAUGAUUUAAUGAUGAAAAAGAAAGAAUAUCAUAAUAUAAAUGUACAAUUAUGAUGAUAGAGGUGAACAGACUAGGUAAAACUGAAAGGAACUUGAAAGAAAGUAUAUAUUAAUAUAACAUUGGGGAUGCUUGGAUACCAAAUAGGGGAAAUAUUGGACAACAAAGGGGAAAGAAAGAAGAGAGGAGUAGAGGGUAAGAUAGAAGAGGAGAGGGAGAGAGAGGAAUGGAAGAAAGGGGAAAGGAGAGGAAGAAAAGAGAAGGAAAAAGAGUA
Molecule: messenger RNA, 1490 nt
Organism: Pantherophis guttatus
Lineage: Eukaryota; Metazoa; Chordata; Lepidosauria; Squamata; Colubridae
Product: SH2 domain-containing protein 6
Biological process (GO): intracellular signal transduction; cell surface receptor protein tyrosine kinase signaling pathway
Cellular component (GO): cytoplasm
Source: RefSeq, a predicted model, not a curated record